AUUUCAUCCUCUCCGAGCUGCCGCUUUGCGCUAUCUUUUCUCCUUCGAUAAGAAAAGGUACGGUAGGACAUGACUGGCAUCGUACAGGCGGCGCCACAAAUUUAACGCUCGGCGAGAAGACCGACGGCGACCGAGAAGAAUGUUUAGCCUAUUCGCGUCUCAGCGAUAAGCGUGGGGGCGUUGCAACCAAUCAAGCUGUUCAGUUCCCUUCCUUUCCACUCCUCCUCCUUGUCAGCUUGACGGUCGUCUCAACGAUGCCGCCCAUUAGCAAGAGCUCGUCAAUCAUUGUCGUGGGAGGAGCAGGAACAUUUGGAUCGAGCACGGCGCUUCACCUCGCGCGGAGAGGCUAUACCAAUGUGACCGCCAUUGACAAGUUCCCACCGCCGAGCCAAGUAAGCGCCGGCAAUGACCUCAACAAGAUCAUUCGAACAGAGUACUCGGAAAAAAUCUACUCGGACCUCGCGCUGGAAGCCGUCGAGUCAUGGAAGGCCGACCCGGUCUUCUCACCACACUUCCACCAGACGGGCUGGAUUGUGGCCUGCUCAGAUCGAAAUUCGCGGACUGCUCGCGAGCUCAUAUUUGAUCCGUAUGAACAUAUGCAGACCAAUGAGAAGCUGGCGCCUCAUCUGUCGCUGCUGGCAGAUUCUGAUGCCAUUUUUCAACAAGCACCUCAGCUCAAGAAGCUCGGUGGCAAGCUCGAAGACUGGUUCGGGCUGUGGAAUGGCGUCAAUGGGUGGGCUAUGGCAAAAGAUGCAGUCGAAGCGGCGGCAAAGGAGGCUCAAAGGCUCGGUGUACGCUACGUCUGCGGAAAGGAGGGAGCCGUGGUGGAGGUAAAGUUGGGUCCAGACGGUGCAGCAACGCUUGUCACAGCAGAUGGGAGGCUUUGGACAGCAGACCACAUCAUCCUCUGUACAGGGGCUUGGAGCCCUGGACUCGUCGAUUUGCAAGGGCAGUGCUUCUCCAAGUGCUGGACCGUCGGUCAUCUGCAGCUUACUCCCGAAGAAGCACAUGAGCUCAAAGGCCUGCCCGUCAUUGACCAUUCCGAUCACGGCUUCUUCUUUGAGCCGUCACUGGACACACACCAGAUCAAAAUCUGCAAUGCCAUGCCGGGCUAUCAAAAUGCUGUAGGCGACAAGGACGGCCUCUCGCUUCCCUCCGAAACCAAAUUUGCACUGCCUGACGAAGCCAUCAAAGCCUUGUCGAGCUUUAUUGAAGAGGUCCUGCCUCGCUUCAAAGAUCGACCGGUGGUCGAUCCUAUGAUCUGCUGGUGUGCGGACCACAACGAUGGGAAUUGGCUCAUCGAUUUCCAUCCUCAAGCUCAUGCGAACUCGCUCCUGCUCGCAACGGGAGAUUCGGGCAUGGCUUUCAAAUUCCUCCCAACGAUUGGAAAGUAUAUCGUCGAUCGACUCGAGGGACAAGCCAAGGAAAUUUGGCGGUGGAGGCCAGAAGCUACGCCCAAGGCCGACAGUUCAAGACCAGAGGGCCGGGUAAAGGAUCUCAAAGAGCUCGAUGGUUGGCCAGAGCGACAGAAAUUGUGAAAUGGAU
Molecule: messenger RNA, 1545 nt
Organism: Acaromyces ingoldii
Lineage: Eukaryota; Fungi; Basidiomycota; Exobasidiomycetes; Exobasidiales; Cryptobasidiaceae
Product: FAD dependent oxidoreductase
Exons: 4
Coding region: 255-1538 (427 amino acids)
Molecular function (GO): sarcosine oxidase activity; flavin adenine dinucleotide binding; saccharopine oxidase activity
Source: RefSeq, a predicted model, not a curated record